AUGGAUGUCAACAUGAGUGACGUUCAAAAUGAUCGUCAGCUUGCCAAUCAAGGACAACGAAAGAAAAAAUGUCAUGGUAAUCGAAGAGAUCAACGUUUUAGAAAGAAACGCCGUGCACGAGGAGUGCAACGAGAAAAGAUAGAAAAAUUACUUCAAACACAAAAGAAAAUUCUUAAUAAAAAAAAGAACUCGACUACGAACAAGAUAAAAAUGACAACAACCGAUGAUCAUACAGUUUCGAUUCGAACAACGAUCGAUUCCACUGUGAAGAAAAAUCGAUCAAUACAACCAAGGCUAAAAUCGAAUAUUAAUAAACGUAAAAGAGAUAUAUCAUUACAACAAUUAAAUUUGACAAUACCGAAAUCAACAAGUUCAAUAUCAAUACUUCAAUCAUCACGGAAAAAGAUAAAAAAUAAAAAGCAACUCACAACAAGUAGUCCAUCGAUAUACAUUAACAACAAUAAUAAUACAAAUUAUCGACGACCUAUGUAUUUAAAACGAUCACCAUUGAUAAUCAUUAAAAUGUUAAAUAAUAUAUUCAAUUAUACUUUGAAGGAGACAAGUGAAAAACGAUUUAUUUGGAUUCGUCUUGGUCUUUUGGAUGGGUAUUAUUGUGUAAAAUUACAACAACAAUUAUGGAAAUCUUAUCUUGAUAUAGGUACACAAGUACAUUGUUGGCCAGAUUGUCUAUAUAAGAAAGUAGAAUCAAAUGAUUUUGAAAUGUGUCAUCAAUAUCUGAAAAAUUAUAUAAAUGAAUUAUCAGAACAGAUGAAGCAAUGUCAAAUAGAAGUUAAAAACCAAUCAAAAUUAUGUCCUUUCAAGGAAUUAUCAUUGGAUACAAUUGAUCAAUGUCUCAAUCAAUUUGUUGAAUGUCAACGAAAUUAUCUGUUCAGAAGACAUAAUCGUCAAGUAAUCGAAUUCAAAAAUAAUCUUCAUGCAAAACAAUUAUGGACAACAUUGUCUACGAACAAUCUAACAUUCGAUCGUAAUAAAUGUAUGAAUGAAUUAUGGAAAAUACGAGAAAAACAAGGAGGACUUUAUGAAGAAGUUUUAACAUUAGAAAUGCGAAUAUUAUGCAAAUUUUUACCAGAAAAAUUCGAUCAUCUACAAUAUUUUAUUGCACCUAUCACUUAUACACCAUUAAAUAAUGAUCGAAAAGCAAUAGAAGUGAAAAAUAAACAUUAUAAAAUCAUACAAGAAGCAAAACGUAUAUGGCUUAUUCUUGCUUUACAUGCUUAUCAUAUUAGAUUCCAAGAGUAUGAAAGACAAUAUGAAAAUAUAUUAUUACAAUUACAAACAGAACCAACUACUAGUACGACUGUUAAUGGUUUAUCUCUUUUUGAUCAAAUAAAAGAAUAUUUAACUGAUCAAACAAAGAAAUUAAAAAGAGAUAUCUAUAAAAAAGUACUAUCGUUUCGACAAACCUUAAUUCAAAUUCGUCAACAUUCAUCAUUAUUGAAAAAGAAUAUUAUUGGUGUUUCACCUGAACCAUAUCUUGAUCUAAUUUCAAAUCCAUUCACCAAACGUCAAUGGAAUCAUCUUUCACUUGGUCCAUCCUGUAUACGAUUGAAUCAAAGUUCUAUUCGUUCUCGAAAGCAACAAAAAAAAUUAAUAGAAAAUGAACAUAAAAGAAUUUAUACUACAGUUACACAUCAUCUAAUAUCACCACCACAUAGGAUACCAAUGAACUCAUUGGCAUUCAAAACUUUUUCAAAUGAACUUCUUAAUUAUUUUAAUCGUACUUAUUUUCAUCCAAUAUCCUAUAAAGAUCAGAUACGAACAAUGGAACAAACAAAAAUGAUGAUAUCAAUUCGACGAAAAAUACAAAAAUUGAAUCUUAUUCUUCGUAUGACUGAUAAAGGUCACAAUUUUUAUAUUGGUUCGUACGUAGAAUUCGAAAAAAAAGCACAACAAUUUUUUCAAGAAACGAAUGCUUUUAUGGAAUUAGUAGAGAAUCCAUUUAAUGAAGCUUUGGAUAAAGUUGUACAAUUACUCAAUCGACUUCGUGAGAAAAAAGUAAUUUCAGCAUGGCAAUACAAUAAAAUGAUGCCUAAUCUAAGUAAAUGUGAAUUAGCACAUCUAUAUUUUAAUCCUAAAACACAUAAGGAAAAAAUACAAGUUCGACCCAUUGAAAAUACGAUAUCAGCUCCAACAACUAAUAUUUCAAAUUAUUUAGAUCAAAUCAUAAGACCGAUAUUCAAUAAUCAAUGUAGUACAACAAGUAUUAUUGAUGGCACAUCAUUAAUUAAAAAACUUCUUGAAUAUAGUGAAAGAGGUCUUUUAAAAUCAACAACUCUUUUCUGUACAUUUGAUAUUCGUAAUCUUUAUACGAUGUUACCACAAGAAGAAGCAUUAAAUAUUCUUAUUGAAUUUCUUCAUGUAUAUGGAUAUAACAAAGUCAAAGGCAUUUCAUUGGAUACAAUCAGAAAAUUAGCUGCUAUAGUAUUGAAAGAAAAUGUUUUUGUCUAUGGUAAAAAAUUUUAUCGACAAACUCUUGGUGGUGCUAUGGGUUCAUCAUUUACAUUAACAUUGGCCAAUAUUUUUAUGUGGAAAUGGCAAAAAGAACUUGUUCGUCGACAAGAUAUGACAGGUGAAUUCUAUGGCCGAUAUAUCGAUGAUAUCUUUAUGACAUGGAAUCAAUCAGAAAAAGAAUUGAAAGAUUUAUUAGAUAAAGCAAAUACUAGGCAUUCAAAUAUUAAAUUAGAAUAUAAAAUAAGUAAAAGUCUACCAUUUCUUGAUGUUCUUCUUACAAAUAAUACUGGCAUACUAUCAACAUCAUUGUAUCACAAACCCGCAGCUGAACCUUAUGUAGUACCAUUUAUUUCUGAUCAUCCUCGACAUACAUUCGUUAAUGUUAUACAAACUAAUCUUGCACGUGCCAUAAGAUAUUCAUCUACCUUUGAUAAAUUUAAUAAUGAAUUAUGCCAUCUAAAAUUAACAUUAUUAUUGAAUGGGUAA
Rotaria sordida is the source of this 2958-nucleotide messenger RNA. Lineage: Eukaryota; Metazoa; Rotifera; Eurotatoria; Philodinida; Philodinidae. The record is from the annotation of a GenBank genome assembly.